AUGCUUACGAGCAAGACGCAAGACCGCCUGGAGACUACCAGCAAGGCGGUUGGAGCGGCGUGCCAGGCCCUGAUGCGACAGGUGCAGGGAAUCAUGUCGGAACAGAACCAAGACGAGACCGAGGCUGUCAGCUAUACCAAGCUCAGCUCGCACAAGUUCAAGGCGCGGGAGAUAGAGCAGCAGACCAUAUUCAAUGAACUCGAGGAUCGUCGCUGCUUUUCGGCCUCUUGUCUCUAUGGGUUCCCGAGGUAG
Molecule: messenger RNA, 252 nt
Organism: Aspergillus ruber CBS 135680
Lineage: Eukaryota; Fungi; Ascomycota; Eurotiomycetes; Eurotiales; Aspergillaceae
Exons: 2
Coding region: 1-252 (83 amino acids)
Biological process (GO): clathrin coat assembly; actin filament organization; endocytosis
Cellular component (GO): clathrin-coated vesicle; actin cortical patch
Molecular function (GO): phosphatidylinositol-3,4-bisphosphate binding; actin filament binding; phosphatidylinositol-3,5-bisphosphate binding
Source: RefSeq, a predicted model, not a curated record